UCCGGCGGACAACACUCACUCAUGUUGUCAGUGUGAGUGUAGAGGAGACUGGAGCACAGAGCACAGAGCAGGCAGCAGCAGCAGGAGCACAACAAGCACAAGCAAAGUCCCGGCAGGUGGGUCAGCGAGGCGCCCAGGUGUGUAGGUUCGUCUGGCUAACUCUACAGUUUUCCCAAAUAACCCCCUGACAAUGUCAGGUCUGGCUGAGCGGCAGAAAGGGAGUUUUUUUAAGCUGAUUGACACCCUUGUCUUCGAAAUUGGAGAGCUGAAAAUGGUUCACUCUGUUCCCGAUGCAAAGGAAGAUGCUCACUCUGCUAGGUGGCUAGGUUUGCGGAGGGAUAUGGAGUAUAACUCUGAGAAAGAACAAGCUGCUAAAUACUGGCUGAGGGAUUCUGGCUACGAAAGCUUCAUCUGCAACCUCAGCAUAUUUGAUCGCCUUCUGCACACCUAUCCAGUCUGGCUACAACUCGGCUUGAGUGAUGAAAUCGCCCUUCGUAUUCUGCAGCCAGAAGACCCUGGGAUCUUUCUGGUCCGAAAAUCAUGCAGGACUCAGAGGAAAAUCAUAUCCAUGCGAUUACCCGAGUCAGGACCACGCUUUAUCCAGGACUUUCCAAUCAAGGAAAGCCAGUAUACCUUCUCCCUGGAAGGAUCCUGCCUGAGUUUUGCAGACUUGUUUCGGCUCAUUGCUUUCUACUGUAUUAGCAGGGACGUGUUGCCUUUCCCUUUAAAACUGCCUUGUGGUAUCACAACUGCCAAGACGGAGACAGAACUGGAAGCAAUUGCAUUCUUGGGUCUCGAGUUCUGGAGUUCUUCUGUGUACAAGAGAGCAGCCAAGAGUCCCCCUGCACCUUCCACCAGUCCACUCAGCACUUGCACAGAGGCGAGGCAACAGUCUCUCUCAAACAAAGUACAUUCCAUACGGACUCGAACGCCUUCGGAGCUGGAAUGCUGCCAGACCAAUGGUGCUCUGUGCUUUAUUAAUCCCCUCUUUCUCGAGGUCCACAGUAAAGACAUUCGCAACAGCGUGAAAAGGCAGUGUCCGCGAACCGGGGAGACGGGCAGGCCCUGCUCCCCACCUCCUCGCCCACCGCCACUGCGGGCGGGCACAGACAUGAACCAGACGGUCAGACACCCGGGGGCUAAAGCUGCUCCGAUUCCACCGCCUCGCUGCAAGAAGCUGGCAAACAGCUCGGAGAUGGAGAGAAACCUGACACCCCUGCAUGAUGAUGAUGGGACUGCAGUGAAAUCGUUUGUGGCGGAGGAGGCAGUGACUGCUGCCGGCAAGGGCGAGGCACAAGCAUUACACAACGUGGCUCGCUGCUGCAACAGUGAAGGAUCAGCUGCGAGUCUCAGCGCUCACAUGCAGGAGAUCAAAGAGAGCCAGAGGCUGAGCGACGUGAGCAUGUCCACAACGUCCACGGAAUCAGACUCGAGCAACAUGGACGUGGACCGCGGCUGCCCCUAUCACCAAGACACCAACAGCAGCCUGGAGUAUUCCGACGGGGAGAGCGACCAAGAGGUGCCCCCUCCGCCCUGCAACCCCAAGAAGAAACGGCACAGCUCGUUCGUCUUCCCCAAAAUGGUCAAGAACCACAUUCAGAAAGUGAGCGGGGUGUUCAGCUCCUUCAUGACGCCAGAGAAACGGAUGGUGAAGAAGAUAGCAGAGAUGGCCCGGGACAAGCAGUCCUACUUUGGGUGCCUGAUCCAGGACUACAUCAGCUUCUUCAAGGAAAACAAGGACUGCCACGUCUCCAGCACGGACAUGCUGCUCACUAUCCGCCAGUUCAUGACCCAGGUCAAAAUCUACUUGACCCAGAGCUCGGAAUUGAACCCGCCAAUUGAGUCCCUCAUUCCCGAGGAUGAAAUAGAUAUUGUUUUGGAGAAAGCAAUGCACAAAUGCAUUUUGAAGCCCUUGAAAUCUUACAUUUAUACAACUUUGAUACAAUUCCAUGCGGCUGAUGGCUCCUGGAAGGAGUUGAAGGAAAAUCUGAUCUCAGUUAAACAGAAGGUACCUCAAGAGCUGGGAGUUAAUGCUGCCAUCCCUGACACUGUUACCCUGGAGAAAAUAAAACAUAAAUUUUCAAACAUGCGCAAGACGUAUUCUCCAGAGAAGAAGGUAUUCCUACUGCUGAGGGUCUGCAAAGUUAUCUACACUGCUAUGGAGAACAACUCGGGGAGAUUAUAUGGGGCUGAUGACUUCCUGCCUAUGUUGACCUACAUAAUAGCCCAGUGUGAUAUGCCGGAGUUGGAUAAUGAAAUUGAAUACAUGAUGGAGCUCUUGGACCCAUCUCUGCUGCACGGAGAAGGUGGCUAUUACCUGACUAGUGCAUAUGGAGCCCUGUCGCUAAUAAAGAAUUUCCAAGAAGAACAGGCAGCCAGGUUACUGAGCUCACAGACCAGGAACACUCUGAACCAAUGGCACAAAAGGAGGACUACGCAUAUUAGAAGCAUUCCCACCGUGGAAGACUUUCAGAACUACAUGCGUGUGGCCUUCAACAACAUGACAAGUGGCUGCACAGCCAAGACGUUACAGGUACAACCCUUUACCACGACAGAGGAGCUGUGUGCCCUUUGUGCUGCCAAGUUCCACGUGGAGGACACUGAGAACUACGGGCUCUUCCUCCUCAUCAAUGACACUUGGCAGCAGUUGGCUUCCGACACCUUCCCCCAGAAGAUCAAGGCCGAGCUGCACAGCAGGGCCCCCCCUCAGCUCUUCCACUUUGUCUACAAGCACCUUCACAGUGACCUCCCCAUCAACACCAACAUCGCCUCCGAGGAAUACGAUCGAACUCCGUGAGCAAGGACUUGCGUGGUCUUCGAGCACCUCGAAGACUGUUUGGUCGUGCUUGAGAUGACUUUUGUGGCACGCCAGAGGGCGCUUGCACUUGUAACCCUGUAGACCUUAACAUGUGAAGCCUUGCCAAUGUUCGUGGAACUGUGUGCAAUGCUCUGCAAGUGAUGCAGCUGGUUAUUGGGUCAUUGCAUCGUCUUGAAACAGGUAUUCACUCUGUGUGUGGCAAAGAGCAGUCAGAUGCAAUGCAUCAGUAAAACUCACUCUAGUUGGAUGCUUUGCAUCCUUCUCUUAAACUUAAAAAGUGGGGAUAAAAUCAGUUUGGGCGCAGGCUGCAUGAAUGGUUUUAUGCUUAUAGGAAAACUCUGUGUUUCUGUGGAUCCCAGAGACAUUAAUUUGAUAGCAGUUGCUGGUUAACUGAGAGGCCUUUUUUUAUUAUUAUAUUUUUAAGCCAGAAUUUAUUAUUAUUAUAAACAUCUGGGCAUAUAAUGGUAACAAUUAAUUUGGGGAUUUCUUUUUUAUUAUUCAUGAUGUAUAUUGAUUUUUUUAAAUCUCUUGACCAUAAUGGUGGCGCUGACGAAUGAAAUUGUUCUUUAGAUCAUUCACCUUACAGCUGUUGUACUAUAAGAUGAUAGCGCGGAGGUGCUUUCUGCCCCAUGACACCAUCUGGGUUUCAAUUCAGCUCCAGCAUCAAAAUGGAUGACAGCGUGGUGCUGUACACGAACUAAGUGGCCUUUGUCCAGGGAAAGGAUUGCUGAUCCAGGCUUCGUAAUUGGUGUCCAGUUCCACAUUGGUUUAGUUUGGAAACAGGGUCCUCAGCCCACCGAGUCCACGGCCACCAUCGAUCACCCACUUGACUGUUGCAGAAUUAAUUAACUGGAAUGGUAUCUGGGAUGCUCGAUUUCAGCUAUACGGAGGGAUCAGAGGUGCAAAAGUUAUUUCAGAGUAGAAAUGUUCAAGGGGAGAGGUGAGGGAAGCCUUCAAAAUCAAGGAGGAUUUAAAUAGAGUGACUAAGGUGAAUAUUCUCUGGUAGAUAGUCAGAAAUCAGAAAUAAUUGAUUUAACACAAUUGGCAAAAGAAUUAGAGGUGACAUGAUUUGCUGUAUGUUGCAGUGAAUGGCAGUAAUUACAGCAAGAUUUAAAUAGAUUCUAAUAUCUUUCAAAGGGAUUUGGAUGUGUGAUUGAAAGAGGUGAAAUGUACAGGGGUGUGGAAUGGGAAUAGUACUGAUUGACUAGAUUGCUCAAAGAGCUGGCUGACAAUUCAAGGGCCAGAUAUUUCCUUCCUGUGCAAUAUUGCUCUAUGGAUCCGUGGAGGCAACGUAAGGUGACAGAAAUAGCAAGAGGCCAGGCCCUGGAGCACAGUGAUAAGCCCAAACUGAAGUCUGUAUAAAACCUGUACUUUAUAUAAGCCAAGAGUGCUUGGUUAUGAUAUUGUGCCAAGAUAUAGUGGAAAACGUUUAUUUGCUUGCUAUCCUGGAAGAUCAUAGUAGAAUGGAAACGCACAAGAGGUAAUGCAAAAACAGAAAGAAAACUGAAAGAAAAGUAGUGCCAGAUAUAGUAUUACAGCUGCAGAGAAAGGGCUGUUAAAAAAAGUGCAAGGGCUACAACAAGGUAGAUUGGAAGGUGGAGAAUGCUUGUGAGAGUUCUGUUCAAGAGUUUUUUGAAUAGGGUAGUAUCUGUCUUUACGGGAAAGGGAAGGAGAGGGAAUGAGCUGAAUGCGAAUGGUCCUUGAUUGUGUUGGCUGCUUUCCCAAGGCAGUGAGAGAUGUAGAUGGAGUCGAUGGGGAUGGAGUCUGGUUUGCGUAAGUAUCUGGGCUGCAUUCACACCAUUCUGCUAUUGGGCAGAGCAAUUGCCAACCAGUUGCAACCAGAGAGUAUACUUCCUACAAGCAUCUGUAGAUAUCAUUAGGAUUCGUUGAAAAGAGUAAGGUGUGUUGCUUUUCCUAAUAUUAUUUAUCAUGGGGCACAUCUUGCAUUCUUGGUGCAGCCCCUUGUACCAAAAAGAGCUUUUAAUAUUAUAGAGGUGGGCAUUGGAAAGUGAGGAUGGGAGGGGGGAGAAAGCAAUCUGCAUAAGAAGCAAAAAAAUAAAAUGGUUUUUCAAAGGGUGUGGAUGGGCCUGACAGUGAAGGAGUUAAAUAUGGUCAAGUAUUAUAGGUUUAGCUUCCAGCUUCACAUAUCACUUGAAUCCACCUUCUCUGCUGCGCUGCCAGAUGAUAUCAUGGGUAGAAAGCAAAACCUGAUACUGUAUCUAAAGUCAGUUGUUUACAUCUCUGUAUCUUUCCCGCAAAAUAAUGACCAUGUCAACAUUCCACGCUAGCAUUUUAGUGCUAUACUAAAUAAUAAAAUGUCAAUAUUCA
This is a messenger RNA of Leucoraja erinaceus (little skate), 5146 nucleotides long. Its product is annotated as ras and Rab interactor 2-like. Lineage: Eukaryota; Metazoa; Chordata; Chondrichthyes; Rajiformes; Rajidae. Bases 191 to 2797 code for a protein of 868 amino acids. The record is from RefSeq and is a predicted model, not a curated record. Gene Ontology annotation, molecular function: guanyl-nucleotide exchange factor activity; small GTPase binding. Gene Ontology annotation, cellular component: endocytic vesicle; cytosol. Gene Ontology annotation, biological process: signal transduction; vesicle-mediated transport. The transcript is spliced from 12 exons.